Rhagoletis pomonella (apple maggot) is the source of this 5070-nucleotide messenger RNA. RefSeq names its product aminopeptidase N. The transcript is spliced from 11 exons. Gene Ontology annotation, biological process: proteolysis; peptide catabolic process. Gene Ontology annotation, molecular function: zinc ion binding; peptide binding; metalloaminopeptidase activity. The coding region runs from base 113 to 3406 and encodes 1097 amino acids. NCBI's taxonomy places the organism in Eukaryota, Metazoa, Arthropoda, Insecta, Diptera, Tephritidae. The record is from RefSeq and is a predicted model, not a curated record. Gene Ontology annotation, cellular component: cytoplasm.
UUCCAAUACUCAUUCGGCUAAAUUUCAAAAUCCACUAUCGGCAAAACAUAAACCAUUAAUCACAACAGCACAAGUAUCACCAACAAAAGUUCAACAGCAACAAGAGUCGACAAUGACAAACUCAUCAGGCUCAUUGGAAUCACCAAAUUCAUUGAAUAGUAAUCGCUUUUAUUCGGCUUGGCAGGAUUUAAUUGAAAAUGUACGAAAUUUCGAUUAUAAUCGCAUAAAAAAUUUAAAGGAACACUUUCAUGUCGAAUUCGUAACCAAGGAAAAAUUUACGGGUGGCCAACUAAAAACCAAAAACGGGCAAAAAUAUGUCUUCAACGGUCCUCCCUCCGGCAUUUAUGUGACCAGAACAUGUGUAUUCUUCACAGCGAUACUAGCGCUGGUGGCGCUCCUCUUCACCAUACUCAUAACAUAUUUCCUGACAGCGAACUCAGUGGCGACGCCAAGCUGCUUGAAUGGUAACUCAAACAAAAAUACCUCACCCCUGGCUCUGUCGUCCAAUGUGAAUACGCAACAGUAUAACGCCACACCAGUUGCGACAGCUAGCAUGCUUGGCAUGAAGCCACUCACGUCUAGUCCCAUAACAAAAUAUGGUACAAUUUCUCCAAUAGCGCCAGUCGGUGACAUCAGCAUACCACCAGAGCAUGAUAUCCUUGGAUCGGAUAAGAGUAAAACAGUAGAUCGGAAAUUGCAGCUCCACGAUGGUUGGAGGCCAUUGCAUUACAACAUCGUCAUAGAACCCAAUAUACUCACCGCCAGCAGCAAUGGCAGUAUUUCUAUUGAGGUACAACGCGAUGCCAACAUCCCCAUUUUACUUCCGAUUACGCUCGAUGUGCACAAUAUUUCCAUUUCGAAUGUGCGCGUUAUACGGUCGCCUAAAAAUGAUACCACGAGCGAUGAAAUCGAAUUGGACUUCGAUGGUAAAUAUGGAGAGGACAAUUCAACAUUUGUGGUUGCCAUCAAUAAGGGCAUUGAAGAUGAGCGGAAUGUUAAAUUGAUAGUGAGCAUGGAUUUUGUCAGCCAAAUAACCGAUACGCUGCAGGGUGUGUACAGGACAAGCUACACGAAUUUGGAAAGCAACAAGAUAGAAUGGAUGGUCAGCACGCAAUUUUCGCCAGUGGACGCACGUCGCGCCUUUCCUUGCUUUGAUCGACCAGACAUGAAGGCCAACUUUACCAUCAGUAUUAUACGCGAUAAUAAAUUGGGCAUGGCAUUAUCCAACAUGCCAGUCUAUCAUAGCUCUACCCAUCGACCCGGCUUCACACGUGACGAUUUCUUAACCUCCCCAAAAAUGCCCAUCUAUAGCUUCGCCUUUGUCGUUUCGAAUCUGGUGAAAUCUCAUUACUCUGACUUGGACGCAAACUUAAUACCACGCGUCGAAAUCUGGACACGUCCCGAGAAUACUGAAAUGACUAAUUAUGCUUAUUCCAUGGUGCGAAAGUUCUUGCCUUUCUACGAGGAAUACUUCGGCAUAAAGAAUCGGUUGUCGAAAAUCGAUAUGGUAUCGAUACCGGAUUUUGGCUUUAGUGCUAUGGAGAAUUGGGGUUUGAUUACGUUCAGAGAUUCUGCAUUGCUGGUGCCAGAAGAUCUCGAUAGAGCAUCCUCAUCCGCGCAUAUGGAGCAUGUUGCACAGGUUGUCGCACACGAGCUUGCCCAUCAGUGGUUUGGCAAUUUGGUCACACCUAAAUGGUGGGAUGAUCUUUGGCUGAAGGAAGGCUUCGCCUGCUACAUGAGCUACUUGGCGUUGAAUGCGAUACGUCCGGAAUUUCAAAUUCUAGACACUUACACUACUUUCGAGUUUGCCGAUGCUAUGCUACAAGAUGCAGACAAUAGUUCACAUUCCAUUGCCUUCGAUGUGAAAUCGACAAAUGACAUACGUCGUAUCUUCGAUCCGAUUACAUAUUCGAAGGGUAAUAUACUGUUGCGUAUGCUGAAUUCGAUUGUAGGCGAUGAAGCAUUCCGCGCUGCAACACAAGAUCUGCUGAAAACAUACGCCUAUGGCAAUGCAGAUCGCGAUGAAUUGUGGGCAUACAUGACACGACACGGUCAUGAGCGAAAAACUUUACCUGACGAUUUGCGCGUUAAGACUAUUAUGGAUUCAUGGAUCACGAAGCCGGGUUACCCAGUUAUCACAGUGGAGCGACGUGAUGGUGACUUGGUGCUGACGCAAGAGCGUUAUAUGUUACCGUCGAAGAAUAUGUCGGACGAUAGCCGUUGGGUUGUACCUAUCACCUUUGAAACGGAUGAGCUACACAAAGGCGAUAACAUACCCACCCAUUGGAUGUCGGAGAGCGACCGGCAAAUUAUUAUCAGUGAAGCUUUCACCACCGAUAAUAACUCGGAUAAUGUUGUGUAUGUGAAUUUAAAUCGUCAAGGCUACUACCGUGUUAAUUAUGAUAUGCCCUCUUGGUUGGCGUUGAAGAAGAAGUUUACAACAUUGCCACGUAUAACGCGUGCGCAACUAUUGGAUGAUGCAUUGCACUUGGCACGUGCGGAAUACUUGACCUACGAUAUACCGCUUACCUUCUUAAUGGAAAUUUUUACAGCCACCGAUGACGAGUUGCUGUGGCAGGCGUCGGAGGGCGGGCUCAACUACCUCAUAUUCAUGCUGCAUCGCGAACCUGCAUAUGAAACUUUUAGGGCAUUUAUGAAAUUCAUCGUUCGUCCUGCAUUCGAUCGUUAUGGGUUGAACGAACCAGAUAAUGAAUCGCACAUACAGUUGCAACAUCGCGCCAACAUUGCCAACCUUGCAUGCAGAUUUAACUAUGAUCGCUGCACAAUGGCAGCGCAUCGGAAGUAUCGCGAAUGGAUGAGUGACGCCAAAUUGAAUCCCAUUAAGCCAAAUCUCAAGUCCACCAUUUAUUGCACAGCGCUAGCAGAAGGUUCCUUCCAGGAGUGGUACUUCGCCUACAAGCAAUAUAAGCGCACAACAAGCGCCUCAGAAAAGGAGCAAAUACUGACCUCAUUGGGUUGCACUACAAAGCCGUGGUUACUCUCGAAAUAUCUGAAUAUGACCCUCAAUCCAACAUCUGGCAUAUUGAAACAGGAUGGCGCACGCGCUUUCAGCGCCGUUUCCAUGAAUCCGAUCGGUUAUGAGAUCGCUUUUGAUUUCUUACAAUCGAACAUCAAAGAGAUUGCAGAAUAUUUUGGUGACGGCUUCUCUACGCUCUCCUCAAUGAUCAAAUCUAUAACGACUUACAUGAAUAAGGAAUACCAUAAGGAACAGCUGCAACAAUUUGCCGAUCGCGCACGCAAACUGGGAUUGACAGCAGUUGAGGAAGCCAUUGGCCUGGCCAUGGAGCGGGUGAAUAAUAAUAUUUAUUGGCGCAAUCGUUCAUAUUACCAAUUGAAAGGCUUCCUGGAGGCGAUAGUCAGCGAAUUUCAUAUGAAUAUAUUUUAAUUUACAUUAAAGUAGAAUGAUAAGGAACGAAAGGGGAACGAAACGAAAAACAGGCACUCAUAAAAAACGCUUAGAAAUCUAUUUGAGGAGCACAUACGUAUGCACAUGUAUGUAUAUGUGUAUGCAGGUGCGAUAGAUUGUAUUUACUUUAGAGAGGAGUGUGUAUAGUUUAAGUGAGAAAUGGUGUGUACGAGAAGCGAAUAGGGAGCUUUAGAAUUUGCAAAACGACAAAAGAUAUUAAGCACAAGUAUUUAAGAAUUGUGCAUUAAAAACUUAAAUAGCCUUUUAUUUUUUCGAAAAUUUGUUUUGCAAAAAAGUGAUAUAUUUGUAUAAGUGAAUGAAGUAUAUUUUCUCAACUACCUAUUUCAAACGGAAUAGUUUUUUGGAUGAAUAUUUGCCUAUCUAACUGCUUAAAUAGCGUAAUCUGAAUGUUGUUGGUGCAACAGAAACGAGUAUUUAUGAAAAUAUUUUACAACAAAAUUUUAAUUUUGGAUUUUAUGAUUUGAUUUUUGGCCUUGUAAGAUUAUAUUGUAUGUAUUGUUAGUGUUUUUCUUUUCAAAUUAUUUAUUUGCUCAUCGAAAUCGUAUACUCAUACGCGCGUCAGCAUGAAUAUUUUUACAAAUUUAAUGAGGCACUAUUCAGUGUAUUUUUUUUUCAUACCAAAUUUAACGUAUUUUAAAGCCAAAGAACGUAGAUACUAAGAAUGGACAACUCGUUAUAAUUAUAGCGAAAGUGGGUGCUUUCUCUUUUUAUCCAAUCAAAAAAUGUACUAGGUCAAACGAGAAGGCACGCGCCUGUUACUCACACUCUCUGCAAUUAUAACGAGUUGUCCGUUCUUAUUAUCUACGUUCUUUGUUAAUGCCAUGGACACAAAAUUUAAUAAAUAAUUUGCUUAGGAAAAGUAUUUAGCCGUUCUAGGAUCUUGAAAGCCUGACGCGCAAAGUCUCGCUCAUAAAUAAAUCACAGAUAGAUACAUACAUACGCGCAUAUAAACGAUUUAAUUUUAACUAUACUAUUGUUAAUAUUUUAGUUUACCGUAUACUAUUAAUGUAAAACUUAUUUACUUAUCUACUCACAUUAUAACACCCAAGCAUCUGCACACGCAACCAUACAAAUACAUACUCGUGUGUAUGUACAUAUAUUUUAUUUAAUAUGUAAUUUCAAAUGUCGAAGAAUCAGGUCUCUAAAAUGCAUAUAACAUUUGUAUUUUUAAUAUACAUACAUAUUUGUAUACAAUUUAAUAUAUAAAUUAAUUAAUUAUGACUACUUUUAUAACCACAUUACAAUUAAAGAAAAUAUAUAAUUUAAUAAUUGUAGUGAUGUUCCUAUGUUGAAAUACUUACAUAUGUAUGUAUGUAAAUUAACUUACUUGUACUUGUAUAAAAAUUACAGUUUACAAUAACAACUUGCAAAAAUGUGAACACUAUUUUAUUACAACUUUAGCACGAUAAUAGAUAUAUGUACAGACAUAAGUUAAAAAUAUAAUUAAAAUACAUAGUCAUAAUAAAUAUAAAGCACUAAAAAACCUAUUUAAAUUGUAUAUUUUUGGGUGUAUUGCAAAUACUUGCCACGACAAUGCGUUUUAUUCCAAUUCAAAGAACACACAACAGCAGCCCAAAAGUUAUAGCACAUAAAUGCUGUUAAAUUUGUAUGGAUUUGCAAAA